AUGAAAUAUGACGACAAGUUUCUAUCAUCAUUAAAAGCUAAUCAAAUCUGCAAGAUCCCUGAUAAUUCACGUUUAACAUCCAGUCAGUAUUCAACUUUAUUUUUUAAUCUUUCUAAAUAUUUUGGUAAAGUUGAUAUGCUUAUCAUUCUUAGUCACGCACACACCGACACAUUCCAAACUCGAAAUGAUGCUCGUCUUGUUUCCGACACAAUCUCAUCCGUUCUUGGCAUUAACACACUAAAUAAUUUGUUUUCUUUUUACGAAACUUCAACAAAAACUAAACCAGAAGAAAAACCAAUCAAUGUUAUCGUCCGAACUUUAGCAGUAGACAAAAAAGAAUAUCAGAUCAACCCCAAUAAUACAGUUCUUGACCUUAAAAACAUUGUUGGCGAAGAGUUAUCAAUUGAGUCCAAAGAUUGCGAAUUGCAUUUCCACUGGUUUCUUAAAAAUGAAAAAAAAUUAAAAUAUUACAAUAUUCAUAAUGGUACAGUUAUUGAAUAUCUCUCCCUGUUGCUAUUACCUCGCGGACACUCAUUUCAGAUUUUUGUCAAAACUUUGACAGGAAAACAUAUAACUGUCCCUGAUGUUGGUGAAGACCUAAGAGUAUUAGACAUAAUGUACAAAAUUCAGGACAAAGAGGGCAUACCAAUGGAUCAGCAGCGUUUGGUUUAUGCUGGAGCACAAUUAGAUGAAGAUAAAAGCAUAGGUUAUUAUAAAAUUCAAAAAGAUUCAACACUUCAUUUAGUUUUGAGAUUGCGGGGUGCAAAACCAGUUAUUUAUUUGUAUCCAGAGGAAGAAACAGAUGUCACAGUCAGCAUCAAAGCAAAGGAUGAUGAAUUUUCAUUUGUUUAUCCAUCAUUUGAUCAUGAUAGUACAUGGCAUGUUCAUGCAUUUCCAAAUGGUGAUCUUGUCCAUCAUGGUCAUCAUCAUCCAUGUCUUUUCUGGGAAAGUCUUUUCUACCCAUCAUUUGAUAAUAACAAUGGUAAUAACAAUGAUAAUGAAAAUGAUAAUGAGAAUAGAGAAGGCUUUGUUAUCGAAGGUCGUCAAGUUGUUUCAUUCUUUGAAGAUACUCUUCGUCAUAUUAAUCUUUCAGAUCGUGAGAUCUUCGACUUUAUUACAUUUUGGUGUCCUAAACUUAUCGACAUGAAAUACAUCAAGAUCACAUUCCACUUCGACGACUAUUGUUCACAGUUUCCUCUUUCUAUUUCUCCAUCUCCUCGACACGUCAACCGUAUUUUCUUUUGUGCUACUCCUCUUUCAACACAUAUUUCUCUUCGACGUCCAAAUCUUCCUACAUUUUCACGUGAUGGUUUCACCGUUAUUGAAUGGGGUGGCACUAUCAUCAGUGAAGAUGACAAAGCAAUUCUCAAAUGA
This is a messenger RNA of Trichomonas vaginalis G3, 1374 nucleotides long. Its product is annotated as cellular macromolecule catabolic process. Gene Ontology annotation, biological process: modification-dependent protein catabolic process; protein ubiquitination. The transcript has a single exon. Lineage: Eukaryota; Parabasalia; Trichomonadida; Trichomonadidae. Gene Ontology annotation, cellular component: cytoplasm; nucleus. Bases 1 to 1374 code for a protein of 457 amino acids. The record is from RefSeq and is a predicted model, not a curated record. Gene Ontology annotation, molecular function: protein tag activity; ubiquitin protein ligase binding.